This is a messenger RNA of Molossus molossus (Pallas's mastiff bat), 2860 nucleotides long. RefSeq names its product interleukin 1 receptor antagonist (gene IL1RN). Lineage: Eukaryota; Metazoa; Chordata; Mammalia; Chiroptera; Molossidae. The transcript has 3 exons. Gene Ontology annotation, biological process: negative regulation of interleukin-1-mediated signaling pathway; inflammatory response to antigenic stimulus. Bases 1403 to 1939 code for a protein of 178 amino acids. Gene Ontology annotation, molecular function: interleukin-1 receptor antagonist activity; cytokine activity; interleukin-1 receptor binding. The record is from RefSeq and is a predicted model, not a curated record.
GACGGAGGGGUGGACACAGCACAGCCGGUAUGUCUAGGCCGGAAAGAUGUCCGUUAUGGGAACGGGGGGCUGCCGUACACGCUUCCGAGCUUGUGUUUCAAAAUAUCCCCGAUGCGCACGCUGGGCUGGCUUUGGAGGCUGCUCAGCGCGUGAUGGACCGUGCCCAGGGGCCCAGCUGGGAUUUGGGCCGAGCGUGCUGGGCAAAGAAGCAGAGAGGACACCGGGUGUAGCGUGGCCCCAAGCUCUAUCUGUCUGCUGACUCGGUGGAGGAUGCCGCCCGCUGGGGCCUCAGUUUCCCCGUCUGUGACAUGGGGUUUACAAUGACCGCCUGCCUGCCCGACACAGUGGCUGUGGAGAUGACGGUGUGAUAGUCCUCUGGGGCCGAUGAAGUGCCCCAAACUAUUGUGAUUUUUAAAAACUGGGCCAGGAGCUUUGUGAGAUGUCAUCAUCACGGUUGUGAAAAUGAGAGGCUGCCAUGCGUCUACAUGCGCCCUCUGCCCUGUUACCCCUGGACGGAGCGUGUCUGGGAGACCUCACCUCUGGUGCCGAGACCUCUGGCCUGAGGCUGCAGGUCGGCUGUGUGCCUGUGCACCCCAGGCAAGUCCUCGCCCUCUCAGACGUGGGAAGGGGUGGCGGUGCCACCCCUGUGGGCUGGGAGCUCCAGGAGAUGCCCCUGGAGGCCUCCGGUCGGGGCUGUUCAGUCCCUUCAGAUGGACACUCAUCCAGAACUAAGCAUAAUGACAAAAGGUCAAAUGUUUGCACGUGCAAAGGACUUCACAGUCUGCACCACCACCUCAGCAAGCUCGUGGGCUCCUCAAAGCCACCUGAUGAGGCAGUGUUGUCAGCCAUGCGUCACAGGACAGGAGAUGAGGCACAGGCCCGUGGCCGGGCUGGUGGUCAGCAGGGAGAGGCAGGCCCACAUCCGUCUUAGGCUGGAGGGGCCUGUCACCGAGAAGAAAAGACUGGGAGCCAGAAACGGGCUACCGGGUGAGCUGGACAGGAAGCUGACCCCUUCCAGGGACAGCUGCCCCUGCUAGAGGAAGCAAGCCCCUGGUGGAUGGAGGACAGACCUCAUCCCUUGAAAUGUCUAACAGUGUCCUGUGGUAGCUACUGGUCUCUUUAAGUUUACAUUUAAAUUAAUACUUAAUAAGAUUAAAUGAAUAAAAGUAAAAUAAAAUUUAAAAAUUCAGAUCUUCAGUCGCACCACAUUUCAAGAGCUCGGUAGUGAUGAGGGGCUGGUGGCUACCACGUGGGACAGCAGACAGAGACCAGUUUGCCCCGGAAAGUCCCCCCGGCAGGUGCUGCUCCAGGGCUGAAUCCAGGAGCUGUCCUGGAGCCUGGGGACGAGGAGCAGGCGCGGAGUGGCCUGUCUCCUACUCAGCUUCGCCUCGGUUGUCCCCUCAUGCCACGGGUGUGCGAAACCACUCCCCAGGCAGAUCGGCGGAUUCCGGGGCACACGAGAAGGGGCUGGGCCCAGGGCAGGGUGCAGCGUUGUCCAGUACGAUGGGUCCUUUUGCUUCUCAGAAUCUGGGAUGUUAACCAGAAGACCUUCUACCUGAGGAAUAACCAGCUCGUCGCUGGAUACUUGCAAGGACCAAACACUCAGUUAGAAGAGAAGAUAGACGUGGUGCCCGUCGAGCCCCAGGCCGUGUUCCUGGGGAUCCACGGCGGGAAGCUGUGCCUGGCCUGUGUCAAGGCCGGCGACGAGAUCAGGCUGCAGCUGGAGGAGGUCAACAUCACUGAACUGAGCAAGACCAAGGAGCAGAACAAGCGCUUCGCCUUCAUCCGCUCCGACAGCGGCCCCACCACCAGCUUCGAGUCCGCCGCCUGCCCGGGCUGGUUCCUCUGCACAGCGCUGGAGGCCGACCAGCCCGUCAGCCUCACCAACACGCCCAAGGAGGCCGUCAGGGUCACCAAGUUCUACUUCCAGCAGGACUAGUGGUGCCCCCACCCCAGCCCGUGGUCCCAGCUGCUGGUGGAGCCCCAGAAGGAGCUGCAGGAGCCCGGGUUCAGGACUCCGUCUGCAGCCCCUCAGCCGACACAACCUUCAUGCUGCCCCCACAGUGGUCUUUCUAAAGUGCAACUCGAAUCCCAGCGCAGCUCAAAGCCCUACCUCCUGUGUCCCCUGUGCCUUCCGGAUAGCACCCGGGCCACCGGGCCGCCCGCACACCCUCUGCUGUCCUCUCCCGCCCCACUGUCCACCCCCAGUCCCUGAAGCCACUCACUCACUCCCAUCAAGUGGCUCCCCAACCUCGUUUUGCAAACCUUGGGAUAGCAUCUCUUUUAGGGUCUGUGGCAAAAUGAAAAAUAAGGAUUUCAUGGUAUUUUUAAAAGCCUACUUUAUCCAGUUUUAAAAAGUGCUUUAUUUGGGGAUUAUGUUCUUUCUGGAAGGGGGUGAGAGAUUAAAAUAUUCCUGUGUUUGUGAAAAAUUAUGGUGAAAGUACUUCUCCUUUUAAUUUUUCCUCCUUAUUUUAUACCCUAGCCUGUAAAAAUGAGACGUUAACGUACCAUGUUAGUCCCUAAUUUUUCUCCCUGAAACGUUCCUGUAAGUCUGGACCCCGUUGCCCAGGCCCAAGCACCAUCGCCACUCCAGACCCUCGCGGCCGCCGGCAGUGUCCCCGGCACAGCGGCGCUCGGCCUCCCUCUCUCCGAGGAGUGGGUCGCUCCUUCACCAUCGCCGCACUCUGACGCCCAGGCUUGUUGGAGGGGCUGUGCGUCUGGGUGCUGUCCACACUGGGGCAGGGACGGGGACUCACGUGUCCCGGUCUUCCAGGGCCGAGCAUGUAUGUGUCCCGUCCAUAUGUGUCGUAUAUGUGCUGAAUGUGUGCUGAAUGUGUGUUGUCUAUGUGUUAUAUGUGUG